AUGGCUUUUCAAAACUUACCAACCGAGAUCCUUCUCGCGAUCGGUCACCAUGCCGACGAUAUGUCCCUUCGAAGUCUUUGGCCUCGCAAAUGGCUGAUUCGCAAACUUCAUUACGCUCCCCGCGAUCCUUGGGGGCGAUCGGCUUGUGAGGUCAUGCUCUUGAAGCAAAGGCACCCAGGACCAGUCCAAUAUCCCACGCCGUUCAGCCUGUAUAAGCGAUUCUCAUACGAUACUAGCCAAGCGCUCAAGUGUCUCCGCUUAUUCCCAUGUCUGAAAAAGUUUCAGUUUGAUCUUGGUGGUUGGGAUCUCAACCAGUGGCGCGCAGACUCUCUCACCGUCAAUCAGGAGUUCUGUCGCGACUACGAAGAAGAUUGGUUAAAUUUCAUUAAUGAUAGUUUCCAGGCCCUUGGCGAACUCGACACUGACGCGUUCACGUAG
Molecule: messenger RNA, 438 nt
Organism: Fusarium venenatum
Lineage: Eukaryota; Fungi; Ascomycota; Sordariomycetes; Hypocreales; Nectriaceae
Source: RefSeq, a predicted model, not a curated record